AGGACCUGAUAGCCACUGCUGUGCACCAUGUUGUCUAGACUGAGGGCGUCACUGACGCUGCGGCCAUGUGUGAACGCCUGCCGCUGGACACACACCAAAGAGAAGGGCAAGCCUCUCAUGUUGAACCCCCGCACCAACAAGGUAAGUGCCAGGGCUGCUCAUGUCAAUGUUAUAUGAUGUGUUACCGUAUUCUCAUCAACAGCAGCAUAUUCUUCUCAUCCCGUAACUGCACUCUCACAUUGGCAGCCGCAGUCCACCACCCCCAAGGAAAUCAAGAGGAGCACUAACACCAUCCUUGCACAACAAAUAAAUCGGUGUCUAAAAAUGAGCUGCUUGUGGAAUACGAAGAUUAAGGAUUUGUGUGUGUGUGUGUAGGGUCUGGACUGCAUGAGAGAGAUGACUCGGCAGAAUGCUGUGAUGCAGAUGGAAAUGGUGGAGGGAGGAGAGCCCUGUACAUUAUAAUACUGCUAUGCUACCCACAGUACUACUGGAGAUAGUUCUCCUAUCCCCUCCCGUUCCCCCCUGGCCUCUCUGGAGAAAGUUAUGGUUUCCAUGUGCUACCCACAGUACUACUGGAGCUAGUUCUCUCCCCCCCCCCCCCCCCCCCCCCCCCCACCCCCCAACCACCUCCGAGGGGUCGUCGUCCCAACAUACUUCCAUAUUGGCUUUCAAGCACAUUAUAAGCAUACUCCCCUGUCCUUCCCCCUUGAACCUAGUGUUCCCCCUCUAAAUUUGACCUGGGAUUCCGUGUACCGCAGGCAUGGUUCAAUUUCACACCCACAGGCGAGAGGACAGUCUGUGAGAACAGAACACCCUCCUGGGCCCGGUAGAGACCCACACAUACUCCCACAUAAUGUAAAUAGAAAAGUUAUGGCUCCUAGCAGAGGAAGGCUGUACCCCAAAUAUACAUUCACUGUCUCAUAGCAACCUGGGCAGUGAGUUGUGAGGCUGAUGGUGCAGAGGGCAGCUGUCAGUCUGAGGGGAAUAUUCAGAGCAGUCAUGCAUCUGUCAUUAUAUCUCUAAUACUAAGCUUUGAAUAAUUCCCAGAGGUUGUAAGACUCUAGUUAAUUAAGAAUUAAACAAUAUUCUCCAGUCUGCAAGGGAUCGGCAUUUGUAUUCAAUGAGAGCGCUGGCGCUCAAAACACACACAGGCUUUCUAUAUGCCUUCACACAAAGGAACUUUGCUCCGCCCACCUUUAGGCGGCCUGUGACUUUCCACAGUAUAGUUUUCAGCAGUUUCUAAGUCCCCUCUUACUAUGGUAUGUUGGCCUCCAACAGUUUCUACCCAGAUUCCCUGUUAGUGGUUUUAUUGUCUUAUAAUUCUAAUACAGUUUACACAUUUAUACCAUAUUUGGGGUGAAAUCCUUUAGUCAUUACCUUUAAAAAUACAAAUUAAUCUAUCAGCAUCUCUGCUUCGGUACUGUGUUUACUUCGCCCCAGAGCCAGUCUGAUCCUGUUAGCUCACUGGCAAUGUUUACCCUGUCUACCCCGCUCUCUCCUCUUCAUUAUCGCUCGCUCUCUCCCUCAUCAAAUUGAAUGAAAUCAAGUUUAUUUGUCAAAUGCAUAGGAUACAGUGUAGACGUGUACACAGUACAAUGAAAUGAUUACUUGCCAGCUCUCCUCUCAACAGUGCAACAGCGACAAAAAAAAUAUUCAAAGACUAAAAUAGACAACAUAAAAGAAAAUAAAAGGCAGAAUAAGAACAGUAUGUCUCCUCCCUCUCUCUCAUUCUCUCUCUCCCCCCCCCUCUCUCCCUCCCUCCCCUCUCUCCCUCCCUCUCUCUCUCUCUCUCCCUCUCCUCCCUCCCUCAGUCUCUCCUCAUUCCCUCAUUCCUUCCCUCCCUAUCUCCUCCUCCUCCCUCUCCUCAUUUCCAUCCCUCUCAUUCCCUCAUUCUCUCUCCUCUCAUUCCUCAUCUCCCUCCUCCUCUCUCUCAUCCAUCUCCUCCCUCUCCUUCUCUCAUUCCCUCAUUCUCUCUCUCCCUCCCUCUCCCUCAUUCUCUCCUCCAUCCUCAUCUCUCAUCCCUCAUUCUCAUCUCUCCCUCCCCGCUCAUUCUCUCUUAUCUCUCCCACCUCCCUCACUCUCGUUGCUUCUCCAAUCUCUCAUUGCCCUCUCCUCUCCUAUCUCCGUCCUCGCUCCCGCCUCUCUCAUCAUCUCUCCAUUCCCUCAUUCUCCUCCUCACCUCUCUCUCAUAUUCCACUCCAUCUCUCUCGUCCCAUUCCUCAUCCCCAUUCCUCCGCACUUCUCCUAGACUCAUUCUCAUGCUCUCAGUCUCCUUCCAUUUCCCUCAUUCUCUCUCUCCCGCCCGCUCCCUCAUCUCUUCGCUCUCCCUCCACUCCUCCCCUCCUCUCUCUCUCCCUCCUCUCCCAUUCCUCAUUCUCUCUCUCCCUCUCUCUCCCUCAUUCUUUCACUCUCUCAUUCCCUCAUUCUCAUUCUCUCUCUCCCUCCCUCUCCCUCAUGCUCUCUUAUUCUCCCCCCCUCCCUCCCUCCUCCCUCCCUCCCUCCCUCCCUCCCUCCCUCCCUCCCUCUCUCUCUCUAUCUCUCUCCCUCAUUCUCUCUCUCUCUCUCUCUCGUUUCUUUCCAUUCCUCCAGGGCAUGGCCUUCUCACUGCAGGAGAGGCAGAUCCUGGGCCUCCAGGGUCUUCUGCCCCCCAAGAUAGAGUCCCAGGACAUCCAGGCCAUGCGCUUCCAGAGGAACCUGAAGAAGAUGACAGAGCCACUGGAGAAGUGAGAACGGGCUCAGGUCAAAAGUAGUGUACUAUAUAGGGAAUAGGGUGCCAAUAAUAUUUUCACGCAUUACAGCGUCUGAGACUGCAGCAGUGCAGUUCUUAUUGCUACACUAAGUAAUGAACUCAAUCGCAUAACAAUUGGACAUAAAAACGAACGCACCUGUAAGCACUAUCAAAACUCUUCCCAGGUACAUUUACCUGAUGGGGAUCCAGGAGAGGAACGAGAAGCUCUUCUACCGCGUGCUGAUGGAGGACAUCGAGGAGCUGAUGCCAAUCGUUUACACUCCCACUGUGGGCCUGGCCUGUACACAGUACGGACACAUCUUCAGGAGACCCAAGUAAGAUCUGGGUCUUCAUUUUAUUUAUUUUUUUAAACAUGUUUAGUAAUGGCCCUCUGCUCUUUCAUAAGAAUACACACCCUCUCCGAUUUACUAUAGAUAUUGGUUUUGAUUAGAUUGCUCAAAUCUGAUUAGAUGGCUAAAAAUGAUUACAUUUACAUUUUAGUCAUUUAGCAGACGCUCUUAUCCAGAGCGACUUACAGUUAGUGAGUGCAUACAUUUAUUCUUUUCAAACUGGCCCCCCGUGGGAAUCGAACCCACAACCCUGCCGUUGAUUAGAUUGCCAUACAUUUGAUUAGAUUGUUAAAAUGUCCGAUUUCCUAUCAGACAAAGGGAGAGGCAGUUAACUAUGUCUGAGGACUCUAUUACUUUACCCGCAGAGGCCUGUUCAUAUCCAUCUUGGAUCGAGGACACAUUCGCUCCAUAUUGGACAACUGGCCAGAGACCAAUGUGGCGGUAAGCUGAGUUUCCGCACCAUAAUGAAAACAUGAUUUCUUUAUACUGGUGUAGCUUUGCUGUGUAAUGGAGUGACAGCCCCUCGCUCUCUGACAGCCCCUCGCUCUCUGAAAGCCCCUCGCUCUCUGAAAGCCCCUCCCGGGGUGGCAUUCAUUAGGGCAAGUUCAGGUAGUCCCACCCCAAUCUGUUUCAGUUCCGUUUGGUGCUUAAUGAAUAGAACCCCCUACCUGUUGUCCAGGCGGUGGUGGUGACAGACGGAGAGCGUAUCCUGGGCCUGGGGGACCUGGGGGUGUUUGGGAUGGGCAUCCCCGUGGGGAAACUGUGCCUGUACACCGCCUGCGCUGGGAUCAGGCCCGAGAGGUGCCUUCCUGUGGUCAUCGAUGUGGGAACUGACAACGAGGCGAGUCAAAAACCAAAUCAAAUCAAGCUUUAUUGAUAAUCGCAUCGAAAUGAAAACAUCUCAGUACAAUUAGUUGAAAACAAAGAUUAACUAAGGAGCUCCCAAAUAUGCAAAUUGUUUGUCAUGUUAUAUACAAAAGGAAAUAUAGUGGCUUAUCUGUUAGGUAUCUUACAUACUGUAUCAUAUCUAUAACCAGUCUCCUUAUUCCAGACACUUCUGAAGGACCCAUUCUACAUGGGUUUGUACCAGAAGCGGGAUCGCUCCCAGCUCUACGAUGACCUGAUCGAUGAGUUCAUGGAGGCUGUGGUGGAGAAGUACGGCCAGGACACCCUGAUCCAGUUUGAAGACUUUGGGAAUCACAAUGCAUUCCGCUUGAUGAGGAAAUACCGCGAGAAGUACUGCACCUUUAACGACGACAUCCAAGGUCUGAAUUCACACCAUGUAAAUACAGUAUGCCAAAUGGAGUGUGUUGUAGUGAGUAUGUACAGCUAGGUGAAUAGCAGACCUGGGUUCAAAUACUAUUUGAAAUCAUUUAAAAUACUUACUAUGUGAUUGAUUGAGCUAGCCUGGCGCAAUGUAACAAAUAGAAUAUUCGCGCAAAUGCAAAACCCCACCCAUCUGGCACUCCAGGCAGACUAGAGCAAACGCUCAAAAGUAUUUGAAAGAGUUAUGCAUUUACAGUGUGCGUUGCGGUGUUCAGGAACUGCAGCGGUUGCCCUGGCAGGGCUGUUAGCAGCUCAGAGGGCCAUUGGGAAACCCAUCACUGAACACAAGGUCCUGUUCUGCGGAGCAGGGGAGGUAGGCCAUUCUCCUACUUGUAUUACCAGCAUUCAAUGCCUGCAUACAACAAUACCUUUACCUGACAUAGUAGGCACUAAACGGUUGUACCAAAUGGUUAACACUGUGCUCACUAAAUCAUAAUAAUAGGUGUCAUUUUAAAUUUGCUUCAUACUGACUUAGAUACUAAGUCAUACUGUAAAUUGACGCAGGACAUUUUACUUGUCACUUGUUUUUGCACUCGUGAUAUUUUUGUCAGCUGAAUAUAAAUAAUUGUGUGGUUUUUUUUCUCCAGGCUGCCCUGGGUAUCGCCAACCUGAUUACCAUGUCGAUGGUGGAGAAGGGUUUGACCCAGGACGAAGCCAGGAAAAAGAUCUGGAUGUUUGACAAGGACGGCCUACUGGUCAAGGUCAUGAUCCAGUCCAAACACAGACACUUUGUCUUUCACUUCUCCUUUGUAACUGUGUGGCGUAACUGAAACGCUGUGUAUGGAGUGACAUUAGCGCCAACAGAAAUGGAAUCUGAAUUCAGUCAUUUUUGAAUUUUUUAUCAAGAAAUGUAAUUUGAAUUCAAUAUUUUUUUCCUGUGACUUGCUGUAGGGCCGAGCGCAGGAGACAGACAGCAACCAGGAGGCUUUUGUGCAUGAAAGCCCCGGAGAUGUGCAGAGCUUCUUAGAUGCAGUCAACGUCAUCCAACCAACAGCCAUUAUCGGUAAAGAUCCAUAUUCGCCAUUCUCGUCUUUAUAAUAGUGAUAAUAUAUUGUAUUAUUUAAAUCUGUGUAACUCUUGCUGCCUGUGCCUGGUAACCCUAACUUGUCACCUGUUCACAGGUGUGUCCGGGGCUGGACGCCUCUUUACCCACGACGUCCUCAAAAAGAUGGGCACCCUAAAUAAACGGCCAAUUAUAUUCGCCUUGAGCAACCCCACCAACAAGGCCGAGUGCACGGCUGAAGAUGCUUAUACCCUCACGGAUGUACGCGUCGAUUCACCCAUGUCCUCAGCUGUGUCCUAAAUGACUCCCUAUUCCCUAUAUAAUGCACUACAAACGUACUGCACUAUAUAGGAAAUCGAGUGCCAUUUGGAAUGCAGCCCUCCUCUCAUGUUUUUUGGUAGUGUGUAGGCCCAGACCAACACGUUGACCCACAGUCACCAUGGCUUCUCUCUCUGUAUGUUGUUGUUUGAUAUCCAGGGCCGAUGCCUGUUUGCCAGUGGAAGUCCAUUUGACACGGUGACUCUGGCUGACGGACGUGUGUUCACACCUGGACAAGGGAACAAUGCUUAUAUAUUCCCAGGUUAGAGUCAUUGGAUGGUCAUGUUUACUCAUCUGUAUUUAAAAAAAGAAAAUCUCAAUGAGCCUUCUCUCGUCAACAGCCAUGGAAAGUGGAUACGCAUGGAUGCGCCACAUACAGUGUAUUGUGAGACUUGUAUGUGUCGACUGUUGAAAGGGGUAAACGUGCAGUGUGUCUGAUUGUCUGGCUACAGGUGUAGCCCUGGCUGUGAUCCUCAGUGGUGUGAGACACAUCAGUGACACGGUCUUCCUGGAGGCUGCCAAGGUCGGAAAUACAACUGCAUUUCUCUCUUUCAGAACUCUCGGCCUGUCUCUCUCUCUGUUGAUCUCCCCUGUGUUUACACAAUCAUUGACAAAAAGACCCUUAAAAGAGAUAUUUUACUCAUGUUUUAGUAUUUUGUUUACAGAGCAAAUUGUUACGCAAAUGAUAUGCAAGUGUUGACCGUGGUUUUUGUCAUUCCGUCAGACCCUGGCAGACCAGUUGACUGACGAGGAGCUGGCGGAGGGGAGGCUGUACCCGCCACUGUCCAACAUCCGAGAGGUCUCUAUCCAGAUGGCAGUCAAGGUCAGGAUCAGACACUCUACGUCUCACUUCUUGUCUGUCAAAUACAUUUUGAGGGAGAUAAAUUAAUAAGUUGAAAAAGCAUUCUACAAAAUGAGCAAGGUAAAACUCAUUUGAUUACGAUGAAAUCGGUGGCUUCGUCAUACACAAAAUAUACUGAGGAGCAUGGCGUAAAGAGUACCCGCGCUGCCUUCGGUCUAAUGGUGUCAGAGGGCACAUUUUAGUUUUGGCAAAGGUUGAAGUCUACAAAACUUUGUCCGCUCUGUUCAAAACAGAUUGUAGUUUUGCGAACAGAAAACUGUACUGAGAUCAGAUGUUUUAUUAAUGAAAAUAUGUGCAUAAUGUCGGCCAAAAUCCAUCUCGUUCCAUCUUCUCCCACUGCCGGCCACUGGGCUUCCUCUCAUCACCAUAUUUGGUAGUGAGUGGAAACACCAAGCGGAUGCUUCACAUUUAUACAUCCAGUGAAACAUCUGUGUCUUUGUUCUAUCUGUGGCAAAGAUGUGUCUUUAAAUGUACUCUGCGUCUCACUGUCUCCCCCUGCAGGUGGUCCGGUUUGUGUACGCCAACAACAUGGCCUUCCGGUACCCAGAGCCCAAGGACAAGGACACCUUUGUCAGGUCAACUGUAUGGGACAUCAACUACGACUCCUUCCUCCCUGACAUCUAUGAGUGGAAAGGGAUGAAACCCGCACCUGAUCAGUAG
Messenger RNA from Coregonus sp. 'balchen', 7247 nucleotides. The record is from the annotation of a GenBank genome assembly. NCBI's taxonomy places the organism in Eukaryota, Metazoa, Chordata, Actinopteri, Salmoniformes, Salmonidae.